Molecule: messenger RNA, 2152 nt
Organism: Macadamia integrifolia
Lineage: Eukaryota; Viridiplantae; Streptophyta; Magnoliopsida; Proteales; Proteaceae
Product: probable terpene synthase 9
Exons: 7
Coding region: 222-2018 (598 amino acids)
Biological process (GO): diterpenoid biosynthetic process
Molecular function (GO): terpene synthase activity; magnesium ion binding
Source: RefSeq, a predicted model, not a curated record
GUGGAGUGGAUCCAAAAUUGUUAGGUGAAGCUAAAAGUUUCUUUGAGAUUCAGGGGGAUAACUUUAUUUUCUUAUGAGGGUGCUUUUGCCGCGAAUUUGAAAUAUAAAUAGAUCCACUAGGUUCUUAGAUUCUCAAACACAAGCUACUAAACAUUCAAGGCAAAGGCAAAGGCAAAGGCAAAGGCAAAGGUAAAGGAAUAUUGGUAGCUUCAAUAAUCAACAUGGUAGUACAUUCUGCUUCGUCCUCCUUUCAACCCCGCUUGAUCAAAAUAGGUGUCAUCCCUCUACGCUCAUCUUCUUUAGCUCUAGUACUACCGCAUCGCACCAGCAUCUCAUGGCUGCAAAACAGACACAAUAUGGGCCAAGGAAGGGUCACUCACUCCCGUUGCACACCGUCGUCGGCGGCGGCAUCCCAACAGAGUGGACGUCGAUCAGCUAAUUAUCAUCCAACCAUUUGGGAUCACCAAGUCAUUGAGUCUUUGAAGAAUCCUUACACAAAUGAAGUCUCCCAUGGCCGCUUAGAGGAGCUCAAGAAAGAAGUAAAGAAGCUGAUCCAGUCCACCAAGGAUCCAUUGGUUCAAUUAAAACUCAUUGACUCAAUUCGACGGUUGGGAGUGGCUUACCAUUUCCAGGAUGAGAUCAAAGAGUCCCUUCUUCAGCUGGUUCAUUUGGAGUGCAAUCAUGAUCUCUACACUGCUGCUUUAAAAUUUCGAAUUUUUCGAGAACAUGGCUAUCAAAUUAGUUCAGAUGUGUUCAAUGAAUUCAAAAACAAGGAUGGGAGCUUCAUGGACUGCUUGAGUAAGGAAGCUGAUAAGGGUCUCUUGGGGUUAUAUGAAGCUUCAUAUCUUGGAAUGAGUGGAGAAGAUGUGCUAGAGGAAGCCAUGGAAUUCAGCAUCUCACGGCUCAAAUCAUCAAUGAUGACAGAACAAGUGAGACAAUCUCUGGAAGUUCCAUUAUACUGGAGAAUGGUGAGAUUAGAAGCUAGGAACUUCCUAAAUAUUUACGAGGAGGAGGAGGAGCAUAGGAAGAGUAGUUCAAGCACAUUGGUUGAGCUAGCGAAGCUGGAUUUCAACAUUGUGCAAUCAGUACACCAAAGGGAAUUACAUGACCUCUCCAGAUGGUGGAGAGACUUGGCUUUUGAAGAAGAGCUUUUGUUUGCUAGGGAUCGAUUAGUGGAAAAUUUCUUAUGGGCAGUUGGGAUUAUUUAUGAGCCACGAUUCUCCCGAUGCAGGAAAGAUCUCACCAAAUUAAUCUCCAUAUUAACAGUAAUUGAUGACAUUUAUGACGUAUAUGGAUCAUUGGAUGAACUUGAACUCUUCACGAGAGCAGUCGAACAGUGGGAUGUCAAAGCAUUAGAAGACCUUCCCAACUACAUGAAGUCAUGCUACUUAGCCCUGUUCAAUUUUGGUAAUGGAAUAGCUUAUGACUUACAAAGGGAUCAUGGGUUGAGCAUCUUACCUUAUGUAAAGCAAGAGUGGGCAAGACUAUGCAGAGCAUACUUGGUGGAAGCAAAAUGGUUUCACAAGGGGUACACACCUGGGUUAGAGGAGUACUUGGCUAAUGCAUGGAUAUCAGUGGGUGGUCCUAUAGCCAUGGUCCAUGCUUAUCUUCUGCAAUUGGAAGGGCACAACCUACCGAAUGGGUCUCUUGAUUGCUUGAACAAUGGGUCUGAGCUAGUUUAUUGGUCAUCUAUCAUUACUCGACUCACCGAUGACCUCGGAACUUCCCAAGCUGAGAUGGAAAGGGGAGACGUGCCCAAGUCCAUACAGUGCUAUAUGAAGGAAAAUGGUGUCUCAGAGGGAGAAGCAAGAGAACGCAUAAUGGGCUUAGUGAGGGAUUCAUGGAAGAACCUUAACAAGUGUGCCCAAAGCAGUGGGCUGCCUAGACGGGUGGUGGACAUGGCCUUGAACAUGGCACGGACUUCCCAGUGCAUCUUUCAGCACGGCGAUGGGAUCGGCACUGCGGCCGGGGUGACAAAAGAUCGAGUGGUCUCACUGUUCAUCGAGCCCCUUCCAUGAAUCAUUUCAUGACUUUAGAUCCAAGAUUCCUAUCAACCUAGUGAUUAUGUUGUAAUUACAAGGGCCUACAUGUUUAGUCGGGGCCUAUUUCAAUUAAUAUUAGGAUUUAUUUAUUAAAACAAUGUGUUCUACCA